AUGUCAUUGAAAGACUUUAAGAUCUAAUCAAAAUUAGGUAAAUCUUUUUUAAACAAUAAAAGGUGAUGGUGCGUUUUCUAGUGUUUAUAAAGUAAGAAGAAUUGAAGAUCAUCUUGAGUAUGCUUUGAAAAAAGUUAAUCUUAACAAUUUAUCUGACAAAGAAAAACAAAAUGCUCUAAAUGAAGUUAGAAUUUUAGCUUCAAUUCGUCAUCAAAAUAUCAUUAGCUACAAAGAAGCUUUUCUGGAUGCACCCAGUAAUUCUUUAUGGUAAAUUAUAAUUUAUUCACAUAUCUAUAGCAUCGUUAUGGAAUUGGCUUCUGAUGGAGAUUUAUUGUAAAAGAUAAAGAAAUACAUCAAAACAAAUAGUUCCUUUAAAGAAGCAGAUAUAUUUCGAUAUGCUUUUUAACUAUUAAACGCUUUGAAAUCUCUACAUGAUAUGAAAGUGAUGCAUAGAGAUAUCAAAAGUGCGAAUAUUUUUAUUAUUAAUAAUGAAGUCAAAUUAGGAGAUAUGAAUGUAUCCAAAGUUGCAAAAUAAGGCUUACUUUAUACUUAAACUGGUACACCUUACUAUGCUAGUCCAGAAGUAUGGAAAGAUCAUCCAUAUGAUUGUAAAUCUGAUAUUUGGUCUUUGGGAUGUGUACUUUAUGAAAUGGCAGCACUUAAAUUACCAUUUCAGGCUGAAGAUAUGGAUGGACUCUUUAAAAAAGUUAUUAAAGGUACUAAUUAAUAUUAAUUUUAGGUUUUUACCCAAAAUUGCCAGUUACUUUUUCUUUUGACUUACAUAAUCUUAUUAGAAUGAUGUUGUAAGUGUCAACUGCUUUAAGACCUACUGCUACAUAACUAUUAGAAUUAUCUUUCUUUUAAAAAUACAAAUUAAAUACACCUGAUUCAUCUGCAUAAUUAUUGAAUACCAUACAAUUUCCAAAAAACAAAAGUUAUAUUAACAUUUUCCCUAAACCGAAUUAUAAAUUCAAGACUGAAUAAAAUGAUAAAAAUGAUUUAGAAUAAAUACAUCGAAAAAGAUAAGCAACUCUAGGAGGAAAUGCAUCUAUCUUUUCCAAUCCAACUAGAUUAUCUUAAUAUGAAGAGAGCAGUAAUAUUAUAUAUUAAUUCAGAUCAAUAAUCUUAAAUACCAAUCAAAUUAAAUAAAUUAGAUUAAAUUCAAUUAAAAUCUAAUCGUCAUUCACUUGUUAAAUUAUUAUCUGAUGGUUCAUUACCUAGAUCUAAUAGUAAAGUUAAUUCAAAUAAAUUGCUAUAAGAUAAGAUCCGCAAAAGAGUUCCAAUUCCUACCUUAUUAGAUAACUUAUCUCCCAUACUUUGCAAAAAAACUAAUAGAGUUGGAAAUGAUUCCAAUUCUACUAUGCUACCAUAAAUUUCUUGA
Paramecium sonneborni is the source of this 1381-nucleotide messenger RNA. The record is from the annotation of a GenBank genome assembly. NCBI's taxonomy places the organism in Eukaryota, Ciliophora, Oligohymenophorea, Peniculida, Parameciidae.